CUCAUAAAUGUGCAUUACGUUUUCCCACGUGUGGUAAAGUUUUUUUUCAGAAUUAUAAUAAUAAUUAAACAUGGGGAAAAAAACUAAAAUUGGAAAAGACAGAAAGGAUAAGUUUUACAAGCUAGCAAAAGAAACAGGUUUUCGCUCUCGGGCUGCCUUUAAGCUUAUUCAACUUAAUAGAAAAUUCGGAUUUCUCCAACAGUCACAAGUAUGCAUAGAUUUAUGUGCAGCUCCAGGUGGAUGGAUGCAAGUCGCAAAACAAAAUAUGCCUGUAUCCAGCAUUGUCAUAGGUGUCGAUUUGUUUCCAAUAAAAACGGUGCCCGGAUGUAUAAGUUUGAUUGAGGAUAUAACAACUGAUAAAUGUCGAUCUUCUUUGACUAAAGAACUUAAAACAUGGAAAGCAGAUGUAAUUUUGAAUGAUGGAGCACCCAAUGUGGGUAAAAGUUGGAUCUACGAUGCGUAUCAACAAAUUUGUUUGACGUUAAGUGCUGUAAAGCUAGCAUCAGAGUUUCUGCGGCCAGGCGGUUGGUUUGUCACUAAGGUCUUUCGGUCAAAAGAUUACAAUGCAUUAAUAUGGGUACUAAAACAACUUUUUAAAAAGGUGCAUGCCACAAAACCAUCUGCAUCACGUAAAGAAUCUGCAGAAAUUUUUGUCGUUUGUCAAUCUUAUAAAGCACCCCAAAAGAUAGAUUGUAGAUUUUUUGACCCAAAAUUUAUUUUUGAAGAGUUGGAUAUUGAGCCGCAAAUUAAAAUAAACCUCUUAAAAGAAUCAAACAAGAACGAUAAAAAAGCAAAGCCUAAGGGAUACGAAAACAUUGAUGUCCGCAAAAUAUUGCCUGCAUCAGAAUUCAUAGCGGCCGAAAAUGGUUUAAAUUUGCUUGCAAACACAACUGAAAUAAUUCUUGAUACUCAAGAGAUAAAGGAUCAUAUAGCUACAACAAAUGAAAUAAUAGCAUGUUGUCGUGAUAUCAAAGUUUUAGGAAGAAAAGAUCUAAGGGAGGUACUAAAAUGGUGGAAAAUCUUGCAUGAACAUUUUUAUGGUAAUAAACAGACAAAUGACAUGUCAUCAUCACAAGAAGUUGUAGCUGUAGCAAAAUAUGAAACGGAAGAGACAGAAUUACAGAAUAUUCAGCAAAAUAUUGACGAAAUGCAAUUGGAACAGGAACGUGAUGCUAAACGUAAGAAAAAGAAAGCAAAUAAAGAACGUUCAAAAUUAGCCAACAAAUUAAACUUAAAAAUGGUAAUACAAGGAGACAGUGGCCCUACAGAAGAGGGUGAUGGAAUGAUGUUUUCACUAGAGCAGGUCAAAAAUAAAAAAGAGCUUGAAAGAUUAAUAGAUGUUGAGCCAGAUCUAGUUGUAGAACGAAGAAAAAAAGUAAUUUCCGAUUCAAAAUCAAAGUUUGUGCGAUAUCAAAGAGAUGAAAAAGGUGACUUGUAUGAAGAUGACAGUACCUUGAUGCAAGAUGAAGAGGAAAAUAGUGAUAUGGACUUGGACCAAACUGGCAAAAUGGCAUUUGAAGGGUCCGAAGAAAGUAAUGCUGAUGAAGAAAAGUAUGAUAACAAUAUUGAACGCAAUCGAAACCCGUUAAUAACGGACUUGGAUUAUCGAAGUAAGGAUGACAAAAGAUUAAUGAAAGCCAAACUUUGGUUCGAAAAGGAAUCUUUCAAAUUAUUGAACAGUGACAACGAAAAAGAAGAAGACUUCGACCUUGAUGCUCUUACGCAUGAAUAUGAAAAUAAAGGUGUAUCAGUUGCCAAUGUAGCAAAACAAACAGUAGAUUUGGAAUCAUUGGGAAAAAAGGCUAAACGCCGUGUUCGAUAUUUGGAUAACGAAUAUAAUUCUUCAUCUAGUGAGACAGAAGAUGAAGGACAAAUUUCCGAGUAUGAAAAAAUAGAAAAAGUUAAUGGGUUGAAUGGCUUUGAAAUAGUAACAACAGGACCCAAAGUGAAAAAGGUAAAGUUAUCAGAAGAAGAGCUUGCACUAGGUCAAAUUAUAGCUACAAGUCGAAAAAAUCGAAGAGACGCAACUGAUGCUGCUUGGAAUAGAUAUAUGUUCAAUGAUGAAAGUCUACCUGACUGGUUCAUUAAAGAUGAGGCAGAAACAAUGAAAAAAGGCACGCUUAUUCCAGAAGAGCUUGUUCAGAACUACAGGAAACGGGUCGAAGAAAUGAAUGUUCGUUCAAUAAAAAAAGUGAUUGAAGCUAAAUCACGUAAAAAGCGUCGGGGCCUUAAACGUCUAGAAAAGGUUAAGAAAAAAGCAGAAACAAUUUUGGAAAAUGUAGACAAUACAAAUCAAGAAAAAAUUAGAGCAUUAAAAAAAUUAUACAGAAAGGCAGAUAAUAAGAAAAAAGAAAUCACAUAUGUUGUAGCCAAACGCACAGGUAUUGCAGGAAAGAAAGUAAGAAGACCAAAAGGAGUUGAAGGUCGUUUCAAAGUUGUUGAUCCACGACUCAAGAAAGAUAAACGUGGAAUGGAUGCAGUUAAACGUCGAAAAAUAAAAAAAUCUAAAGCAAAAAAAUAGGCUUACUUAUAGUUUGUUUGUUUUUACGUAGAUUUUGUAAUAAAUCUAACAAAUACAUAUUAAUAAUAAAA
Messenger RNA from Culicoides brevitarsis, 2592 nucleotides. RefSeq names its product pre-rRNA 2'-O-ribose RNA methyltransferase FTSJ3. The transcript is spliced from 3 exons. The record is from RefSeq and is a predicted model, not a curated record. NCBI's taxonomy places the organism in Eukaryota, Metazoa, Arthropoda, Insecta, Diptera, Ceratopogonidae. Gene Ontology annotation, cellular component: nucleolus; nucleus; preribosome, large subunit precursor. Gene Ontology annotation, biological process: rRNA methylation; maturation of 5.8S rRNA from tricistronic rRNA transcript (SSU-rRNA, 5.8S rRNA, LSU-rRNA); maturation of LSU-rRNA from tricistronic rRNA transcript (SSU-rRNA, 5.8S rRNA, LSU-rRNA). Bases 71 to 2521 code for a protein of 816 amino acids. Gene Ontology annotation, molecular function: rRNA (guanine) methyltransferase activity; rRNA (uridine-2'-O-ribose)-methyltransferase activity.